Messenger RNA from Solea senegalensis (Senegalese sole), 2936 nucleotides. RefSeq names its product protein kinase D1 (gene prkd1). Gene Ontology annotation, molecular function: ATP binding; protein serine/threonine kinase activity. Lineage: Eukaryota; Metazoa; Chordata; Actinopteri; Pleuronectiformes; Soleidae. Gene Ontology annotation, biological process: protein phosphorylation. The record is from RefSeq and is a predicted model, not a curated record.
GAUCGUCGUGCACAGUUUUCUUGGCAGCAGCAGCUUCUGAAAUCACCGGGGAGAAAAGGUUCACAUGAGCGCGCCUCCGCUGAUCCGUGCGCCCAGUCCGCUCCCCUUUUCAGGGGGGAACAACAACAGCAACACCGGCACCGGAACCAGCGCCGGAACCGGCACCGGAGGAGGCGGCGGCGGCGGCGGGGGAGGAGGAGGAGGAGGAGGUGCUGGUGCUGGUGUGCUCUCCUUCCACAUCCAGAUCGGUCUGAGCCGGGAGCCGGUGCUGCUGGACGCCGCAGACCUGAGCCUGAGUCAGGUCCGGGAGGUGGCGUGUUCCAUCGUGGACCAGAAGUUACCCGAGUGCGGCUUCUAUGGUUUGUACGAGAAGAUCCUGCUGUUCCGUCAUGACCCGGCGUCAGAGAACGUGCUGCAGCUGCUGCGCUCUGCGUCUCAGAUCCAGGAGGGAGACCUGGUGGAGGCGGUCCUAUCAGCGUCAGCCACAGUGGAGGACUUCCAGAUCCGUCCACACUGUCUCUUUGUCCACUCGUACCGAGCGCCGACCUUCUGCGACCACUGUGGCGAGAUGUUGUGGGGCCUCGUGCGACAGGGACUCAAGUGUGAAGGCUGCGGUCUGAACUAUCACAAGCGCUGUGCCUUUAAGAUCCCAAAUAACUGCAGCGGCGUGAAGAGACGCCGACCGUCCAACGUGUCCCUGACUGGGGGACUGGUCAACAUAGGGCGCCCCCUGUCUGCAGAGCCAUCCCCGCCUCACUACACCGACGAUGCUUUACUGUCUCCAGUCAGUCCCAGCAUGGAGCAGAAGAACCAGUUGGAGUACUUCCCCGGCAGAGAACGUCGCUCCAGCUCCCAGUCGUACAUCGGCCGUCCCAUCGAACUGGACAAGAUCCUGCUGUCAAAGGUCAAGGUUCCUCACACCUUCCUCAUCCACUCGUACACUCGACCCACCGUCUGUCAGCACUGUAAGAAGCUGCUGAAAGGCCUGUUCAGACAAGGGCUGCAGUGUAAAGAUUGUAAAUUUAACUGUCAUAAACGAUGUGCUGCCAAAGUGCCCAACAACUGCCUGGGGGAGGUGUCAAGAAAUGGAGAGCUUCUCAGUCCGGGGGCGGAGUCUGACGUGGUCAUGGUGGAGGGUUGCCUGGACGACCACGACAUGGACAGAGGCGGCGGCCUGUCGGACGACAUGGACGAUGCGCUGACCUCAGAGGGCGGCCUGCUGCUGGAGGCGGGGCCAAGUGACCUCUGUGACCUGCACGACCCCGACCUGGACGAGUCCAACCGAGCCAUCAGUCCGUCCACCAGUAACAACAUCCCUCUGAUGAGAGUGGUGCAGUCGGUCAAACACACAAAGAGGAAGACGAGCAACGUGAUGAAGGAGGGCUGGAUGGUCCACUACACCAGCAAAGACACUCUGAGGAAGAGACAUUACUGGCGUCUGGACAGUAAAUGCAUCACGUUGUUUCAGAGCGACACAGGAAGUAAAUAUUACAAGGACAUCCCUCUGUCAGAGGUCCUGUCUCUUGAACCGGCCCAGAACGUCUCUCUUCUUCCUGAUGGAGCUAACCCUCACUGCUUUGAAAUCGCCACGGCGACGCUGGUUUACUACGUGGGAGAAAACCUGAGAGGCGACUCGACUGUGAGCGGCAGCAGCGUCCUGGUGGGGGGCGUGGGCCAGGAUGUGGCUCGGAUGUGGGAGAUGGCGAUUCAACACGCUCUGAUGCCGGCGGUUUCCACAGGAGUUUCCCACAGUUCACACCACAGUGGACACAAAGAAAUUUCCAUCAGCAUCUCUGUGUCCAACUGCCAUCAAGAGAAUGUGGACAUCAACUCUGUGUAUCAGAUCUUCCCUGACGAGGUUCUGGGCUCAGGACAGUUCGGUAUCGUCUACGGAGGUAAACACAGGAAGUCAGGCCGAGACGUCGCCAUCAAGAUCAUCGACAAACUCCGAUUCCCCACAAAACAAGAGAGUCAGCUGCGCAACGAGGUGGCCAUCCUGCAGAGUCUGCACCACCCGGGCGUGGUCAACCUGGACUGCAUGUUCGAGACGCCGGAGCGAGUGUUCGUCGUCAUGGAGAAGCUCCACGGAGACAUGCUGGAGAUGAUCCUGUCCAGUGAGAAAGGACGACUGCCCGAGAGGAUCACCAAGUUCCUGGUCACGCAGAUCCUGGUCGCUCUGCGUCACCUUCACUUUAAGAACAUCGUCCACUGUGACCUGAAACCCGAGAACGUUCUGCUCGCUUCUGCUGACUCUUUUCCACAGGUGAAACUCUGUGACUUUGGUUUCGCUCGGAUCAUCGGCGAGAAGUCGUUCAGGCGCUCGGUGGUGGGCACGCCGGCGUAUCUGGCUCCAGAGGUUCUGAGGAACAAAGGCUACAACCGCUCUCUGGACAUGUGGUCGGUCGGCGUCAUCAUCUACGUCAGUCUCAGCGGGACGUUUCCCUUCAACGAGGACGAAGACAUCAACGAUCAGAUCCAGAACGCGGCCUUCAUGUAUCCUCCUCACCCCUGGAAGAAGGUCUCAGUGGAAGCGAUCGACCUGAUCAACAACCUGCUGCAGGUGAAGAUGAGGAAGAGAUACAGUGUGGACAAGACACUCAGUCAUCCCUGGUUACAGGACUACCAGAUGUGGCUGGACCUGAGGAACCUGGAGACGCGCAUGAACGAGCGCUACAUCACACAUGAGAGCGACGACCUGCGCUGGCAUCACCACGCUCAGCUCAGCGGCCUCGACUACCCCAGCAGCCCCCGCGGCGGCAGACUCGGGUUAGAGCGGUACCAGGAACAGGAGGAGCUGGAGACGCUGAGCGAGAGGGUCAGUGAGCUGUGAGCUGUGAGCACCAGAGACACCAGGAACCAAGAGGAACCAAGAGGAACCAAGAGGAACCAAGAGGAACCAAGAGGAACCUGCUCCAAACACCAGAACCUGCUCCAAA